Molecule: messenger RNA, 2914 nt
Organism: Toxotes jaculatrix (banded archerfish)
Lineage: Eukaryota; Metazoa; Chordata; Actinopteri; Toxotidae
Product: serine/threonine-protein kinase Nek5-like
Exons: 24
Coding region: 121-2616 (831 amino acids)
Biological process (GO): protein phosphorylation
Molecular function (GO): protein kinase activity; ATP binding
Source: RefSeq, a predicted model, not a curated record
UGUUUUUUUAAACAGGCAGUUUUCAGACAGUCUGACCGUGACUCUCUAUAACUGGCUCUCUCCGCUUGGUUUCACACUGUGACUCUACCUCUAAGAAGAAGACAGCUUUGUAAAGGUGUGAUGAACAACUAUGAGGUCAUCCGUCAGAUCGGAGAGGGUGCGUUUGGGAAAGCCUUCCUGGUCAGAGACAGAGGGGGAGGCGGAGACAGACAGUGUGUGGUCAAACAGAUCGACCUCAGAAAGAUGUCAGCGAGGGAAAGGGAGGCGUCCAAGAAAGAGGUGACACUGCUGUCGAAGAUGAAACACCCAAACAUCGUCUCCUUCACCACGUCAUUUCACGAGAGGGGCAGCCUAUAUAUAGUGAUGGAGUACUGUGAUGGAGGAGAUCUGAUGAAGAAGAUUAACAUGCAGAGAGGAGUCCCCUUCACUGAGGAGCAGAUCGUGGGCUGGUUCGUUCAGAUCUGUCUGGGCCUCAAACACAUCCAUGACAGGAAGAUCCUCCACAGAGACAUCAAAUCUCAGAAUAUCUUCCUAACCAACAGAGGGAUGAAAGCGAAGCUGGGGGACUUUGGAAUCGCAAGAAUGUUGAAUAACACCAUGGAGCUGGCCCGGACUUGUGUCGGGACCCCGUACUACCUCUCCCCAGAGAUCUGCGAGAGUCGGCCGUACAACAACAAGACUGAUAUCUGGUCUCUGGGCUGUGUCCUGUAUGAGCUCUGCACCCUGAGGCAUCCAUUUGAAGGCAGCAGUCUGCGGCAGUUGGUCAGUAAAAUCUGCAGGGGGCGCUAUAACCCAGUAUCCAGCCGCUACUCCCAUGACCUCCGCCUGCUGGUCGCCCACCUCUUCAAGGUCAACCCCCGUGACCGUCCCUCAGUCAGCUCUGUCCUCAGGUGUCCCUUCCUGGAGAAGCACAUCAGCAAACAUCUGGACCCGCAGGUGAUGCAGGAGGAGUUUAGCCACACGACGCUGAAUCGAAAUAGAGCAGCUGCAUCACAGGCCACGAAAACAAGAGCGGGAGCAGCAAACACAGCAGAGAAGUCCAGAGGAGCAGAGAGGCCGGGGGUGGCUGUGAAGAAACAGCUAGCUAAACCAGACUGGAGAGUCCCACUCAGAGUGUACAGCCCUUCUCACCACAAACCUGUUCGUCAAAGAGCAGGACGAGCAGCUGCAGACAGAGACGUCUCAGGGCAGCAGAGCCAAAGGUUUGAUGUCCAGCAACCAGUCAGCCACUAUCAGCGCUACCACGCCCAGCUGGACGCCUUUCAGAGGAGGAACAAGGAGGACGUCCUUCCUCCUCCUCCUCUUCCUCAGGAGAGAGAGGGGGAGCGAUGCGAAGACCUCGCAGCUCCUCCUGUGGAACCGUACCAGCUUGUGGCUGUAGCUCGUAAUGAAUACCUGCAGAGGAGACAGGAGGCCAACCAGUACAAGCUGAGAGCAGAGAGACAGCUGGGUCUGCGUCCAUGUACAGCUGAGCGCAGCAGGAGGCCGGGACAUCAGGAGCAGGAAGCAGGACGACCUGAGCACCAGCACACACCUCAGAACAGGAGGCAGGAGGGACAGCAGGAGUACCUGCAUCAGCUGGAUCUCAUCCGACAGCAGUAUCACCAGGAGAUGAGACAGAUGAGGCUGAGGGCUGAAGCAGAGGCACAGACACGACAGAAACAUGGAACGUUUGUGGUGGAGACACCCAGAGACCCAGAAGCAUCAGCAGACAGUGAAGAGCAGCACAAAGCCUCACCUGCACAGGACAUUGAAGCAGCUCUGAGGCAGAUCAGGGAGGAGAAACGAGAUGAGGACAGAAAACACAAGGACAAGUUUGUUCUGCAGAGGGGAAUCAUGUUCGAGAUUCGAUUAGAUGACAAAGGGAUGAAAGGAGACGCAGAGACGAAGAAAGACGAGAAGGACCUGGACCCUCUGAACCGGACUCUGAGCUUCCAGGAGGGGGAGGAGUUGAAGCUCAGCGAUUGGUCGGAGGUGAGGAGGGGGUGGAGUCAAAGGGUUCCUCAGACUCUGCUGGAUGCACUUGGCAACAUGGACGUCAACUCCACCUACAGCACUGCAGCUGAGGCUGAGCAAGGUGAGGAGGCAGCAGGUCGCAGGCAGUGGGUCGACGGCCCCCCCGACACCUUGCUGAACGCUCUCGCCGAGGCCGAACUCACGUCGUCAACUUUGGACUCGGCGACUGCAGAUUUAGAGCCGGAGCAGUACGAAGCAGAGGACGAGAGGACGGGGGAAGAGGAGGAGGACUCUGAUGUGGAGAUGGACGAAGAGCGUCUGGAGCCGAGGUCAGACGACGACGACACGAACUUUGAGGAGUCGGAGGACGAGCUGAGAGAAGCGGUGGCAGACUCCAUGAAGAACCUGUUUGUCAUGGAAGACGCAGAAAACACAGAGGAAAGGGAGGAGGUGGAUGAUGGGAUGGAGGACAGGGAGGGUGGAGGUGCAGUGAAUGCUGCAAACCCUCAACAAACCCAACUGGAACUGAAGGAUUCACAUGCAGACGUCGGCGCAGGAUCGAUCGAGCGGCCCAGAGAAAGUGACGGUCAGUCCGAGCGUUCAGCCGAGUCUCACGCAGACGAUGACUCAUCUUUAAAUGGAGAGCAUCAGACUACCUGAUCAGACUGCCCUGUCAACGAUUGGCCGAGCCCUGGACAGGUCUGUUGGUUUCUUACUGUCAGCACUGACCACAGCACCUGAGCCCACUGGUUCCCACUGAAUCACACACCUUUAAAAACCACUCACAAAUAUAGAAUUCAGCUUUUUUUACAUCGACUCGUUUUCCUGAAUCAUUUGUUGGGGACUAUUUUCAGCUGCGGAUUAAUCCACAUUUGGUGUCGUGGUGACUGUUGUGGUGUGUGUGUGUGUGUGUGUUGACAGAGUCAUAAUAAACUACAGUGUGUGUGCUGAUGGUGAU